Molecule: messenger RNA, 4291 nt
Organism: Hydractinia symbiolongicarpus
Lineage: Eukaryota; Metazoa; Cnidaria; Hydrozoa; Anthoathecata; Hydractiniidae
Product: isoleucine--tRNA ligase, cytoplasmic-like
Exons: 34
Coding region: 60-3686 (1208 amino acids)
Biological process (GO): isoleucyl-tRNA aminoacylation
Molecular function (GO): tRNA binding; aminoacyl-tRNA deacylase activity; ATP binding
Source: RefSeq, a predicted model, not a curated record
AGUGUGAUGGAGUGCGGAUUCCAUCUGAUGCAACCACGAGUAAUACGGGAAAUGGCGGAAUGAGAAGUGCUGCGAAGAGAUUGCAUGAAGGAAAACGUCUAUGCCCAAUUAUUCAACGUAAUUUAGCGAUAUCUGUUUGUAGUUUACAGAAGGAAAUGGCGAAAUCAGUAGGAGAAAGCUAUAAUUUUCCAAAAGAGGAAGAGAAAAUUAUUGAACUUUGGAAAAAAAUUGAUGCAUUUCAAACAUCCUUAAAAUUGUCAGAAGGAAGACCAAGGUUCUCAUUUUAUGAUGGUCCUCCAUUUGCUACUGGCCUUCCACAUUAUGGUCAUAUAUUAGCAGGCACUAUAAAGGAUGUUGUAACACGUUAUGCUCAUCAAUCUGGCUUUCAUGUAGAACGUCGGUUUGGUUGGGAUUGUCAUGGUCUUCCUGUGGAAUACGAAAUCGAUCAAAAAUUAGGUAUUAAGGGCCCAGAUGAUGUAGCAAAGAUUGGUAUUGCUGCGUAUAAUAAGGAGUGCCGAGCCAUUGUUUCUAGAUAUGCAAAAGAAUGGGAGAUUAUUGUGGGAAGAAUUGGACGAUGGAUUGAUUUUGAGCAUGACUAUAAAACUAUGUAUCCAUCUUUUAUGGAGUCUGUAUGGUGGGUGUUCAAACAACUUCAUGAAAAAGAUAUGGUGUACAGAGGGUUUAGAGUCAUGCCAUAUUCCACAAAAUGCAACACACCACUAUCAAAUUUUGAAGCAAAUUUAAAUUACAAAGAUGUGGUUGAUCCUGCAGUAAUUGUCAGUUUUCCUUUGGACGAGUCACCUAAUGUCAGUAUGAUUGCAUGGACAACAACACCAUGGACUUUACCAAGUAAUUUAGCAUUGGUUGUCAAUCCAGAAUUAACAUAUGUUAAAGUUAAAGAUAAUUCAAGUGAAAAAGUUUAUAUUAUGAUGGAAGCACGAUUGAGUGCAUUGUUUAAAACUGAAGAUCAAUACACAGUGUUGGAGAAAUUCGCUGGAAAAACACUUGCUGGAAAAACAUAUAAGCCACUGUUUCCUUAUUUCGAGAAGAUGAAAUCAUCCAAUAAUGCAUUUCGAGUAUUGACAGAUGGUUAUGUUACUGAUGAUAGUGGUACUGGUAUCGUCCAUUCAGCGCCAGCUUUUGGAGAAGAUGAUUACCGGGUGUGUUUAGGAAAUGGCAUUUUAGAACGUGGUGGAAAACUACCUUGUCCGGUAAAUUCAUCAGGACAUUUUACAGAUGAAGUUUUUGAUUUUAAAGAUAUGCAUGUGAAGGAUGCAGAUAAAUUAAUUUCUAAAAAGAUUAAAGAAGGUGGAAGGAUGGUUCAUCAAGGAACCAUCAAGCAUAGUUAUCCAUUCUGCUGGAGAUCAGAUACUCCACUAAUUUAUAAGGCUGUACCUGGCUGGUUUAUAAGGGUAGAAAAUAUGGUACCAGACCUCCUGAAGAAUAACGAGAAUUGCUACUGGGUUCCAAGCUUUGUGAAGGAAAAAAGAUUUCAUAAUUGGUUAGAAAAUGCUAGGGAUUGGAAUGUGUCGAGAAAUCGUUAUUGGGGUACACCCAUUCCAUUAUGGGUUAGUGAUGAUUUUGAAGAGGUUGUUUGUGUUGGAUCUGUAGAGGAGUUACAUAAACUUUCUGGUGUCAAAGUUGAUGACUUGCAUAAAGAAUUUGUUGACAAUAUAACAAUUCCCUCACAAAAAGGUAAAGGGACGUUAAAACGAGUUACAGAAGUGUUCGAUUGUUGGUUUGAAAGUGGGAGCAUGCCUUACGCUCAAAACCAUUAUCCAUUUGAAAACAAAGAGGUAUUUGAACAAACGUUUCCAGCAGAUUUUAUCGCUGAGGGUGUUGAUCAAACUAGAGGAUGGUUCUACACGCUGUUGGUGUUAUCAACUGCGUUGUUUAAUAAGCCUCCUUACAAGAAUUUGAUCGUCAAUGGACUGGUUCUUGCAAAAGACGGUGAAAAAAUGAGCAAGAGGAAGAAGAAUUAUCCUGACCCUAUGAGUGUUAUAAAUAAAUAUGGCUCAGAUGCAUUGAGGUUGUAUUUGAUCAAUUCGCCUGUUGUAAGAGCAGACACGUUAAAAUUUCGCGAAGAAGGUGUUCGUGACGUUAUCAAGGAUGUGUUUUUACCCUGGUACAAUGCCUACAGAUUUCUCGUUCAAAAUAUAGAUGUACAAGAAAAGGAACAUGGUUCAAAGUUCAAGUUUAAUAUGGCUGAAGUGAAAUCAUCUGGGAAUAUUAUGGACAAAUGGAUUGAGUCAUUCACUCAGAGCUUGCUGGUCUUUAUUAAACAAGAGAUGGCAGCUUACCGUUUGUACACUGUUGUUCCACGGUUAAUGAAAUUUGUUGAUAACUUGACAAAUUGGUACGUCCGCUUCAACAGAAAAAGAUUGAAGGGCGAUACAGGAGCUGAGGAUGGAGGGCAUGCGUUGAACACACUGUUUAACGUUGUUUUUACAAUGGUAAAAGUGAUGGCGCCAUACACACCAUUCCUUACUGAGCAUAUGUAUCAAAACUUAAAGAAUUAUAUUGUAGAUGAAGGUUUAAGUGAAGUGGAAAAGGGCAGCGUUCAUUUUAUGAUGCUUCCGCAACCAAGAGAAGAUUUAAUUUAUGUGGAUGUAGAGACCGCGGUUAGCCGUAUGCAGACUGUGAUUGAACUUGGAAGAGUGGCGCGUGAUAGGAAAAAGUUAUCACUAAAGUAUCCUUUACCAGAGUUGGUUAUUUUACAUAACGAUGAAAAAUACAUGGAAGAUGUUUUAUCUUUAGAGAAAUAUAUUCUUGAGGAAUUAAAUGUAAAAACAGUCACGACGUCAAAAAAUAAAGAGAAAUAUGGUCUUAAGUUAAAAGCAGAUUUAGAUUUCCGAAGUGUGGGCAGACGAUUGAAGCAGGAUUUUAAAAAAGUGCAAGAUGCUAUUAAAUCUGUUCCGGAAGGAGAUUUAAAAGCAUUCCAACAUACAGGAAAGUUAACUGUAGCUGGACACGAACUUACUGAGGAAGAUGUAACUGUAAACUAUGCAUUUGGAGAUAAUCCAGUGUUGUCAGAAAAAUACGAAGCGCAUUCAGAUGGAGAAGUUGUUAUUUUGUUAAACACUACGCCUGAUAAAUCUAUGUUGGAUGAAGGAUAUGCACGAGAACUCAUUAACAGAAUGCAAAAACUGAGAAAAAAGGCGAAGCUUGUACCGACAGAAGAAAUUACAAUUGUAUACGAAGUAUUGGAGGGCAAAGACAGUGAAGAAUAUAAAAAACUUUGUGAAGUUUCGAAGUCCCAUGCAGAUUUUAUCGUUGAAAGUGUCAAGCAACCAGUUGUUGUUGCACCAGGUCCUCAAGGACUCGAAGAAAUUAUACAAGAAACAGUCGAGUGUAAAAGAGCAGAAUUGCGUCUCACCAUCCUACGUGGUCGUGCGAGUGAAUCAAACCAGAAUACUCCACAACCUUUCUGCAGGUUCAUUAAUUUAGAGUUGAAAAACAUUAAGCCUUGUUUAGGCGUUAAAGGUUGCAGAGGAAGUUUACUACUGGAGAAUCCAAAAGGAGAUUUCCUGUUAUCUAAAAAUGAGUUGAAUAGACAGGUUGCAAUUAUAUUUGGAUUACAAGGACAGAGUUUUGUCGUUUCGGAUAAGGAUGAUUUAAGCACAGAAUUGGAAGAACCAUUAACGAAGUAUUGUGGUAAAUUACUUUACGUUGGCAAGCGAACUUAAUGAUGGCGGUGGCGAAAUAGAAUGACGUAAUGAUUGCGAUGGAACGAAUUAGACUUUAUAUACUAUUUAUUUUAUUAACAGUAGAAUUACAAAUUUAUUGUUUCAAACUUUAUAAGACCGUUCGCUAUCAAUCUUAUAAUCGGAAGAAAACUCUUGGUGAUCUGCUUUUUAUAAGUAAUGUUUAAAAUUGUGAUAGCUUUAUAGCUUGUGUCAUCAGUCAUGUUUUUAAAUAUGGAGAUGAUUAUAUAAUAGAUCCGUGGAAAUGUUUUUUAUGUUAUCAGUUUGUUUUUAGGAUUAAAAUUUAACGGGAAAUGACUUCUGUCCGUAUUUUCGUAAAGGUCUAGUGCCACAAGUUAUCUCGGGUUAUUUAACUGGAAAUAUUUUGCAGGUAUUUGAUUUCGCCGAUCUGCAUUAAAGUGGUAAAGAGAUCUGUCGUUCUUUCUCUAAAUUCGCUGUUUUUUACGUUGCUACGAAUAAAAUUGCGUUUAUAAAAUACCAUCGGGACACAUUUAAAACAUAUCGGUCUUCAUUUUCAUAAGUAAACAAGAAGGUUUAACGAUUGUAUGUAUGGCAUUCUAAUGGCAACCUAUAAAUUGCUCACCAGA